Molecule: messenger RNA, 2228 nt
Organism: Agrilus planipennis (emerald ash borer)
Lineage: Eukaryota; Metazoa; Arthropoda; Insecta; Coleoptera; Buprestidae
Product: sorting nexin-4
Exons: 6
Coding region: 185-1444 (419 amino acids)
Biological process (GO): protein transport
Molecular function (GO): phosphatidylinositol binding
Source: RefSeq, a predicted model, not a curated record
UGACAACCACUGACAAUUUUAGAACUCCAACAAAUUUUCAGGUUACACGUUUCUUAUAAACAAUUUUUUAUGAAAUGUUUUUCUUUUAUUUCAGGAAGUUUAUAGUGAAUUAUCAGAUAAAACAUACGGAAAUGUUUUAUGCACUCUAAAUUCAAUAUAUUUAAUUGGAAAAGCACCAUGAAAAAUGGAAAACAGUGCACCCCAAACGAAGCCCGAAUUUUCUGCGAAAGCAGAAUGUGAUUUGAACAAUCACAAAGAUAUUUUACUAAAGCACAUUGAUAUUAAUGUUUCUGAGUCAGAAAAAAGAACAAAUGGAGCACUAAACUUGAGGGAAUUUUAUACAGUUUAUUUAAUAGAAAUGAGAGUUGUAGAUCCUGAAUUUUUUGAUAAACUGAAUAAAUUGAAUACUGUAUGGAGAAGAUAUACAGAUUUUGAGCACCUACAUGAAUACUUAAGAAAUACAUAUCCCUAUGUAGUGAUUCCUCCUCUACCUGAAAAAAAAGUUAUGUAUAGUUGGCAGAAAGUAUCUGGAGAUACAUUCGACCCUGAUUUUAUAGAUCGUAGAAGAGCAAGUUUAGAGAAUUUUCUUUUAAGAUUAGCUGCUCAUCCUGUUUUGUGUUGGGACAAAUGUUUUUUAAAAUUCUUACAGGAAGAAGAAGGUUGGAAAGACUUUUGUAAAUCGUCAGGCUAUUUAGAAGCUGUAGAAAGUAAAUUAAAGGGCUUAAGUACUUCAGUAAGACUGAAAUACACCAAUCCUUACUUUGAUAAAGUAAAAAAGUACAGUUUUGAUGUACAAACAAACCUACACAACCUUUUGAAAGCAAGAAGUCAUGCAGUUGAAUCUCUUUUUACAAUCCACAAAUUACACAGUAAUUAUGGACGUGUCUUCAGUGAAUGGAGUGCCAUUGAAAGGGAAAUGGGGGAUAGUUUGCAAAGAAUAGGACACUAUUUGGACACAAUUGCAUCUUGUAUAGAUUCAACUCUGGAAGAUGAAGAACUGUUAGCGGACCAAUUGAAAGAGUAUAUGUUCUUUGCCACUUCCCUUCAAAAUAUCUGCAAACACCAAGAACUAUUACAACUAAAGGUAGAAACUGCCCAACACAACGUUGUUAUGAAAACAGCUGAGAAGGAGAAAGCCCAGCAAGGAAAAAUGGGACUUAUGUCGCGAUUGUUUGGGGCAGUUGAUACAGAUGAAGUGCGAGAACUUAAAGUAAACGUGUUGGACCAACAAAUACAUCGAGGAAACCAAACUGUCUCUUCUGCUAAAAUAAAAUUACUGGAAUUUAAUGAAAACGCUAUGAACGAAAUUGAGCAUUUUAAUGCUCAAAAGUUCACAGAUCUCUCAGAAACCUUAACAGGCUAUGCCUUUUUGCAACUUAAUAUGGCGAAAAAGAGUCUCCAAACUUGGAAACAAAUUCGUGAUUGCCUACAAACGAUACCUUAAUAGCCCAUUAAACUUAUCACACUCAAAUGACUGUGAUUCCUAACUUUCUCAAAUUUUUAUUUUGAAUAUUUUUUGAAAUUUUUCUUCAAUUUAGUAGCUAGCCCUUUUAUUAAUAUAUUUACUGUUAAAUUACCUUCUUGAUAUUCUUGAACAAACAAUUUAACCAGCAAAUUGUUUGUUAAUUCGAAGUUGUAGAAUUCUAAAUCACAAACGAAUAUUUUUUAAUUGUGAUAUUAGGUAUGAUAUGUAUGUAUAAGUAGAUACGUCAGUAUUUUACACUUAAUUUGCCUUAUAAAAUGACCUUAAUACGGUUCAUUUCCCAAGUCAAAAGCAAUUAUAGAUUAAUAAAAUAAGUGUCCUUUUUUAAAAUUUUCAUUUACAAGCGUUUGUAGUUAAUUGUCCACUUGAGAUGUGAAAUUAAUGGAGAACACUUAAUACAUCAACAUCACUAAUUUAGGAUGGAUUUGGUUUUAUUUCCUAGCAAACCUAUCUUAAAAUAGUUGUUACUAUUUUUAAAUAAUAGAACUUUAUCAUCACUCGCUAAAGUUACAAUAUGUUACUCGUUUAUAAUGCAAUCUUACCACUUAAUUUUAAGUUUAAUACAUAAAUUAUUACAGAGCUUAUAAGGAUGUUGUAUCUAUCUGUAUAAGAAAUAAGAGUAAAUGAGUAUAAUUGUGUAUAGCCUCGCGAAAGGCCUAUAUUUGUAAAGUAAAUUAUUUAUAAAACGGAAUCUUAUUGUACUUAACAUUAAUUUCAUAAAUAAAAAGAAAAUACUGUCGCAUUU